UCAUUGACGUCACUGCACUCACGCCCUCCUUUCCGACUGUAUGGCAUCUGUGUUAGAAGUAACGGCGAGCUAGUCUGACACAUUGUUGUUCGUCUGCAAGAGGAAAAUAGGAAAAUGGCGAAAACGUAUGACUAUCUCUUUAAACUGCUGCUAAUAGGAGACAGCGGAGUUGGCAAGACGUGUUUGCUCUUCAGGUUCAGCGAGGAUGCGUUCAACACCACCUUUAUAUCUACAAUAGGGAUUGACUUCAAAAUCAGGACCAUUGAAUUGGAUGGAAAGAAAAUUAAACUUCAAAUAUGGGACACAGCAGGGCAGGAGAGGUUCAGGACCAUUACAACAGCAUACUACAGAGGAGCGAUGGGCAUCAUGCUGGUGUAUGAUAUCACUAAUGAGAAGUCUUUUGAAAACAUCAAGAACUGGAUCCGGAACAUUGAGGAGCAUGCAUCAUCUGAUGUAGAGCGAAUGAUCUUGGGUAAUAAAUGUGACAUGAAUGACAAAAGACAAGUAUCCCGAGAAAGAGGAGAAAAGUUGGCAAUAGACUAUGGGAUCAAGUUUUUGGAAACUAGUGCAAAAUCAAGCAUAAAUGUGGAAGAGGCCUUUUUCACUCUUGCCAGAGAUAUUAUGACAAGACUCAACAGAAAAAUGAAUGACAGCAAUGCCACCGGAGGUGCAGGACCUGUCAAAAUCACAGAGAAUCGGUCAAAGAAGAGCAGCUUCUUCCGAUGUACGCUGCUCUAAUGGACUUCUCUCUAUAGACUCGUGCAACCUGUUUCACUGCUUCUCUGAAAGCACAAUAUCGCUCGGCCUGGGAGGGCAAGAUCUUACCGGCUGCUGCUGAGAGCUGUGUAUUCUGUUGACCACGUUGGAAGGAGUCUCACAAUCCCAUUACAAAGGCAAAAACCAGUCAAAAGAAUCUAAUUUGAAACAUCUCUAAAUGGUCAAGCUAAUCCAUUUCAUGGUCUCCCUUGACCUGGUUUCCUGCCGGUCACAGGGGAGUCCCUUGCUUAGAGAGAUUUUUUUUUAUUUUUUUUGGUCUUAUAUUUCUGUUAUUCUUGGAAAUGCUGAUUAAUGUGCUUUGUGGGCUGCUUCUCUUUUAGCUUUGCACUGUUACUGUGAGACACUCUAUGCCCUGUUUUUUCCUCUUACCAUGGAAACCAAACAGGGUGGUGGUUUAAUUUCAGUGGCAUUUCCAUGAAGCAUUGUGCGUGCGUUUGGUCGUGUCUAGUUUGCAGUGUGAAAGUGUCAUGUUUCCUUAUGUGCACAUCAGGAGCUCCGAUUAUACUUCAGUAAUAACGUUGAAUGUCUACAAAGGUGAGGGAUGGUCAGACACAGGCAUUUUACAGUAGUUGGACAAAAGGAUAAGAAUAAGAAACGUGUUUGUUUGUCAAUUUUGUAUCCCAAAGGAGUUGUUCUGCUUUUUACAGGGACACAUCAGGAUUACUUUUGAUUAAAGCUAACCAAAUUGUUUUGUUUCCUUUGAAUUUAUUUUUGUUAGUCACAUUUUUACUUUUUUUUUAAUAAAUUCAAGUGUUGUUUAAACAAUUUUUUUUUAACAGGAACAGCUACAAUACUGUAUACUGAAGAACGGAGAAAAAUAAUUUAUGAAAUGCAAUGCUAAAAAAAAAAUCUGGUCUCCUUCGUGUAUCCUGUAUCAUCAGGAAGAGUUUUCAUUUUUGUGUUGCAGACCACAGUGGAUAUAUGGUGGGUGGAUGAAAAAACUUGUUUACACUGAGCGAAAGUUAAUUGUUGGAAAAGGAUUCAUGUGAAGGGUUGGCUUUGUAGUCUGCAGAGUAUAUUUCAUUUUAGUGUUAUUGCAGACAAGUGAGACCACUUAGGAAGUAAAAUGUGCAAUACUGUAAUGGAUGUUGGAAAGUUUCUGGUGAUACUCAAGCCUAUUUUCUCUACCAUUUUUUUUUUUAAAAUAUAACUUCACACCUCUGAGAAUCAGAACCCAAACAGUGCAGCUGAUAAGUGGGGACAGCUUUGCUUUCACAUGUCUUUCAAAAGCCUUGGUUCGUUAUUUAAAAACAUUCAAUUAUCACAAUUGUAAAGAUGCAGGAAUUGAUGAUAAUAUCGGACCAACUGCUAAGAUGAUGUUUGCAUUCAUUCAUUCUCUGGACCAGGCUUUGUCCUGAGAAAUGACAUUCGUCUCCACUGUGGGUGUGGAGUCUGUCUUAACAUCGGACUUUGGGGCAUCUUCAUACAAAUGCUCACUGAAACGACAGUGAGCUGAGCAUUUGCUGUUACCUGUGAUUUAAUGCAAAAGUCUUAUCACAGUUUCUUUUUUUGUAUGUAACCCUCAAAAAAAUUGGACUCACAUGCAGUUCACUUGAAGUACAUGUGAAACAAUAGGAAAACCACUUUAUGCAUGCUUUAUAUUUACUGUAAACUGAAUUACCGAAAUGUACUUCGUUAGUUGAUGAGUAAUCUUUUAUUUUGUAUUAUUGGAACUACUCAUUUUAUUGCCAGAAAUAUGCCUUUUGUUUUGCUUCUUUCCAUUUCAGUGUAAAAUAACUGUGUGGUUUACAAAACAAAUGCACAAGUAUUAAUUCUUUCCUUAGCCUUGCAUUCUUGUUAGCCCUCAGUGUAAAAGUGCAUUUGUUUUAAACACAAAGUGAUGGUGAAUGGUCACCAGUGUGUCAAAGACUGUUUAUGGCUGUACUUUUCAUUUGACCAUUUAAUUGUAGAAGCACAUGACUGAAGACCAGAAGGUGUGUUGGGGGAAGUGCACCUUUAUGGGUCAGUAAAUCUGCUGUAAGGACCUCAGCUGUUGAGCAACAUUUCAUAUGGUUUGUGCGUGUAAUAAACUGAAACCCAUAACUUUUGUGUCUACUGUGUAAAAUGGAAACUCGGCACAGUACCAAGUAGAAAAUACUUCUUCCCAGCUCUAAAUUUGAAGGUAUUUGCCAUGUAUUCAGGGUUCAGAUACCUUUUGUACACUUUUAAUGUCUUUUAUAUCAGAAUAUGUAAGUACUCGGCUAAAACUAAUGAAAUUCUUAAAGCCUCAGUUAACACAAGGUAACUGAAGUUGAUACCUGGUGCAUUUACCUCAACUCACCUUUUCACAUCCGUUUAUGGACCGUGUUUCGUUUGCAUCAGUCAGAUGACCGAAAUGAAGGAUUCUGUAUUGGUUGUCUCCUAGUGUACCAAAGUGUGUGUUUAAUUUUCCGCUGUAUAAAAGGAACAGUGUCUCGUCCUGCAAAUCAUGCCCGAUUGUCGCCCUGAGAGCUGAGCUUGCCACACAAUAUCCACCUUACUGGGACUGUGGGGACUGGGAAUAAUGUCAGUCUUCCAUAUUACUGUGAACUAUCACAGGCAGAUACUAUAUUUCAUUGGUUUAAAUAGAUGAUUGCUUGAGUUACAUUAAACUGAUGCACUGCAUAGACCACUUGUUCAGAAUGUAACUGUGCUUUUAUUGUUGUGCAAUGACAAUAUUGAAAAUAACAUUCAUGGGACCAUAGUUUUCACAUUUAUGUUUCUAUACAAACAUAAAUAUGCACACGUUGAAAAAGCUCUGUUCUAUUAAUGUAACAGUGAAAGCAUUUCAUUUAACUGAUUCUAGUAUUUUUAACCAUGUUUACCAAACCUUAAAGGCGUUAGGUAUGGCUUCUCUUCAUACACUGUCAGAUGCUUGUUAAUGUUUGUCUGAGAGCAUCGUCAAACCUGUGUAACAUUUAACCCUUAUCACAUUGUGGACUGAUAAUUGUGUAAAGUUUAAAAAAAAAAAAAAAUUCUGGUUUUGUUAAUUGUGAACAUUUUCUAGAAUAUGUGACUUAAGUAAAGAUUGCAAAAAAGAAA
This is a messenger RNA of Scleropages formosus (Asian bonytongue), 3798 nucleotides long. Its product is annotated as ras-related protein Rab-8B. Gene Ontology annotation, molecular function: GTPase activity; GTP binding. The transcript is spliced from 8 exons. The record is from RefSeq and is a predicted model, not a curated record. Bases 115 to 738 code for a protein of 207 amino acids. Lineage: Eukaryota; Metazoa; Chordata; Actinopteri; Osteoglossiformes; Osteoglossidae.